Molecule: messenger RNA, 519 nt
Organism: Orycteropus afer afer
Lineage: Eukaryota; Metazoa; Chordata; Mammalia; Tubulidentata; Orycteropodidae
Product: cathelicidin antimicrobial peptide-like
Exons: 4
Coding region: 1-519 (172 amino acids)
Biological process (GO): antimicrobial humoral immune response mediated by antimicrobial peptide; innate immune response; defense response to Gram-negative bacterium
Cellular component (GO): extracellular region
Molecular function (GO): lipopolysaccharide binding
Source: RefSeq, a predicted model, not a curated record
AUGAAGACUCAGAGGGGCAGCCUUUCCCUGCAGCAGUGGUCACUGUUGCUGUUGCUUCUGGGCUUGGUGGUACCUAGUGUUGCUGCCCAGGCCCUCAGCUACCAGGACGCUGUGCUCCGUGCUGUGGAUGGCCUCAACCAGCAGUCCUCAGAUGACAAUCUUUACCGCCUCCUGGAGCUGGAGGAGCAGCCUGAAGGAGAUGAGAAUCCGGACAUCCCAAAGCCUGUGAGUUUCACAGUGAAGGAGACGGUGUGCCCUAGGUUGACACAACGGUUUCCUGAGCAAUGUGACUUCAAGGAGAAUGGGGUGGUGAAGAGGUGUGUGGGGACCGUCACCUUGGACCAGGCCACGGGCUCCUUUGACAUCAGCUGUGAUGGGCCUCUGCGUGUCAAGAGAAUUGGCUUCUUGGGUGGACUCUUACAGAGAGGUGGAAAAAGGAUUGGUGAAAAGAUUGAGAGAAUUGGACAGAGAAUCAAGGAUUUUUUCCAGAAUCUGGCACCCAGGACAGAAGAGUCCUAG